UGUAAACUGCGCACAUACAAAUAUUAAACAUUGUACUGAGACAGUUUCCGUGGAGCUCUAUGUACUUCGUCGUUCAAGGCAGCAUUUGGCACAGUGUUUUAAGAUUUGUGUGUGAAUUUCAUUUUUCUGUUACAUUUCUAGGAUGGCUUGAACAUUUUUGCCAAGUACAGGUAUUAAGACAUGCAAUGGUCGAAGUAAUCUGGAGCGAAAGCCACAAGUCCGAUGCCAGAAUAAAAUGAUUUUAGAGCUUAAUGCAAUAACGUUAGCGUCAUGGAUGAUACGGAAGAAAACGGAGAAGAGCGGCCAUCAAAGCGGAGACAUUCCGUGUACACUGAUGAUCCGCCAUCAGCACAGGAACCAUCCAUCUCAUCCCGACAGGCAAAACACCUAAAAGUGCAGUCUCUGCUGCGUGGACAUUUUAACGAAGAUUUCCAGCCGACCCGGGCAACGUUCCCGCUCGGUUUCCGUAAAGUUGUCCCUCCUUGUGAUCUUGAGGGCUUCUUGAGUGUCACCGCGACAUUUCGCCCGGUUGUGCCGCCGAAUUCGUACUUCAGUAUGUACGCCGAUGUGAGCGAUUCCCGCGAUGUGAUGCUGCAGAAAGCCGGUGGCGCGGUGUGUGCGGCGUACGAGAUCGCCUACGGAGACCAGAUUGCCGUGUAUUCCGCGUUCAUGGCGUCCGCCCUCGCAGCUCAGCAAAUACCGUAUCAACCGCAGACGUCGCUAAAGCGCUUUCUGGUGGGAAUGCACAAGAAACGUCAAAAUGACAAAACCCGCCUGGCACAGUUUGUCGCCAUGCUGCCUGGUUUUGAGGACAUCAGCCCGGCAGAUCGCAAUAUUUUGCUGGCGGAGAAAUCGUUUGUUACUAAUUUGCUCAACUAUAUAAAAUAUUGUCACAAAGGAGAUUAUUAUUACCCCUUACCGGGCCCCGAGCAGAUUCACGCCAGCAACUACUGGAUGGAGAUUAUGGGAUUGGAUCCCGAAUACAUUCGGUUCUGUUACAAAUUCAGUUCUAUGUUCAACAGAAUCGGGUUGACGCUAACGGAAUCCUAUCUACUGUUGGCCGCAGCGUUUUUUGAUCCAGACACGACCACCGCCUCGGAUAAAGCGUUACUCAAGCACCUAAAUGCGUUUUAUUUGGACGCGCUGAUGUACAUGAUCGGGUAUCGGUGCCGGCACCCGUGGGAGCGCGCUGCUGUGUACCAUAAAUUUGAGGAAGCGGUUAAAAUGUUCCACAGUCUACCAGCUGUACCUUCAAUGGUAUAAAACAGCCGAAGUCCAGGCUCUCCCUCCGUUUUCUCCGGCAUUACGGACGCUGGUUCAAGACUGCUUGAAACGCUAAUGUAAAGCAGUUUUGGAAAUUAAUUUUGGUUCAGUGUAAAGAUUUUGUAAAAUAAAAAGUUGUUUCUUGCACACAGCUGUAUCCUUUUACACAAUGGCUCACCCUGUUAAAUAAUGAUAUUUUUUAUAAAUUUUAUUUGAACAAUACUUUCCGGAUAACAUUUCAACCGUGUUAGUACUUACCAUAAGUAAUAAAACUGUUAGCUACGAUGUAUUGGCUUCUAAACCACAGCGCUUUGCUGUAUUUUCACUUCAUCAUUAUUAUUAUUAUUAAUUAUUAU
Molecule: messenger RNA, 1619 nt
Organism: Paramacrobiotus metropolitanus
Lineage: Eukaryota; Metazoa; Tardigrada; Eutardigrada; Parachela; Macrobiotidae
Exons: 7
Coding region: 271-1263 (330 amino acids)
Source: RefSeq, a predicted model, not a curated record